Messenger RNA from Selaginella moellendorffii, 1629 nucleotides. RefSeq names its product transcription initiation factor TFIID subunit 4b-like. Gene Ontology annotation, molecular function: protein heterodimerization activity; DNA binding; RNA polymerase II general transcription initiation factor activity. Bases 107 to 1414 code for a protein of 435 amino acids. Gene Ontology annotation, biological process: transcription initiation at RNA polymerase II promoter. NCBI's taxonomy places the organism in Eukaryota, Viridiplantae, Streptophyta, Lycopodiopsida, Selaginellales, Selaginellaceae. The record is from RefSeq and is a predicted model, not a curated record. The transcript is spliced from 12 exons. Gene Ontology annotation, cellular component: transcription factor TFIID complex.
GAUCUGCGGCGGCUGCUCGAGCUCCUCCACCUGAAGAUCAGCGCUUCCCAAGGAAGAACCCUAAUUCUGUCUAAGAGUUUUGUAUAUUUAGGGCAAAGAAGGAGCUAUGGCUGCGAUGGCGCAGCAAGCGGGAGGAGGUGAUGGAGCCGGCACUGGUGGUGGCGGCGGUGGCGGCGGCGGUGGCGGUGCCGGGCCACGGAAGACGAGCGUCUCGUUCGGAUCGCUCAUGCCAUUCCUCCAGACGCUUGUGGCGCCGGAGCAAAAUCUCCAGCUCGUGGCGCUCUAUGCGAAGAUGAAGGAGGAGAAGAUCUCCCGCGAGGAUUUCGUGAGGGGAGCUCGCGUCGUCGCGGGAGAGAAGGUGAUUCUGGAAGCUCUCAGUCGGAUGAACUCGAGGCCUCCACAGGCGCUACACCCAGAACAACCCCCAGCGCUUGGUGAUGGAUCAUCACAGCAGCCACCAUUUACUCCACCAGAACGAAAGCAGCUCGUGAGGAAAGCUUCUGAUAUGGCCAUGACGUCGGGCGGACAAGCCAGUAAGAAACAAAAGGCUGAUCCGGUCCAAAGCCUUGAGCAGAUCAACGAUGUAACUGCUGUUGGUGGCGUCAACUUGAAAGAAGAAGAAGAGCGCUUGCUCACUGCUCCGAGAGAAGAAAGCCGGACUACACCUGAGAUGCGAAGGAAGUUUAUGGAGGAGGAAGGCCGAUUUUUCUUGGAGAAAGGUCCACUACAUACUAAAGUACAAGAAAUUGCCGCGAAACAUGGACUCAAAAGCAUCAGUGAGGACGUGGAGCGUUGCUUGUCGAUGAGUGCGGAGGAAUUGUUGUGGGGCUUUCUUCUCAAAACCAUCAAAGUGUCCAAGCAGAGAUGCGACGUUGAAAAGGAACGGCACAGGGUUAUGGCGACGCUAGAUUUUCAGAAGCAAAUCACGGCCAUGAGGAAAGAGCAACGGGAAUUUCGGCAAAGAAAGCAAGCCGAAGAAGCCGAGAGAUUACGCAAGCUCAACGAGGAGAAAGGACCACAAGCAACUGAAGAAUCAACUCCAAAAUCUCAAAAGGCACAACAACAAAACGAUGACAAGUUGAGAACCACGGCGGCAAACAUUGCAGCUCGCAAGGCUGUGGGAGCCGACGACGUGCUCUCCAAGUGGAUGCUAAUGGCCGAACAGAGACAGCAAAAGCAAGCAGCUGCUGAUGGCUGGGGAAACGCAGGAACACCAGUUGCCGGCAAGCAGCAGUUCGGUGCUGCGACGCCUCGAGUGAAUGCCCGGCGCUCUGCUCUACCUCAAGCCACCAGAGCUCGGUCGAUCAUACUCCGGGACCUGGUGGCCUGCCUGGAGAGGGAGCCGGGCAUGUCGACGUCCCCUCUCCUGUACAGAUUCUACGAGCGAUUGUCGAGCGAGGAGGUGAAUUACUAGAGGAGCACACAUUCUAACACUUGCGAGAGAUCGAGAGCGUCAUUUCUCUCCAGGAAAAUGGGCCAAGCCUGCGUUUUUGCGGUGUUCGUGGCAGGCAAACAAGAGAUCUUCAAUGUUGACUUGAGGAUAGGUCCCGGGAUCGAUACCCGGCAAGAGAGGAAUUUGGCCCGCCGCAUGUCAUGUCAUGUCAUAACAGACCUCGUAACGCCACCUAA